Leishmania mexicana MHOM/GT/2001/U1103 is the source of this 1128-nucleotide messenger RNA. RefSeq names its product putative fatty acid elongase. Bases 1 to 1128 code for a protein of 375 amino acids. NCBI's taxonomy places the organism in Eukaryota, Euglenozoa, Kinetoplastea, Trypanosomatida, Trypanosomatidae. The transcript has a single exon. Gene Ontology annotation, biological process: fatty acid elongation, polyunsaturated fatty acid; sphingolipid biosynthetic process; fatty acid elongation, saturated fatty acid. Gene Ontology annotation, molecular function: fatty acid elongase activity. Gene Ontology annotation, cellular component: endoplasmic reticulum membrane. The record is from RefSeq and is a predicted model, not a curated record.
AUGCGUGCGUGCGUGUGUGUGUGUGUGCUCUCUCUCUGUCUUUUCCGCUGGCCCUUACCCCCCCCGUCUGCUCCACCUCCGCCAAUAGCACUGGCGCGUCUUACGCAACCGGCUGGCUGGGUUGCAGAAAUAGGUUUCACCCGCUUGAGCGCGCAUACAGUUUUCUUUGUGCUACGCAAGGGACUUCAGCUCACUCUCACAGACGUACUCCCGCUACGCCGCCUCUCUUUUCCUUACCGGAUAUAUCUCGCUCGUAGAAAGCAGUCAAACACACGCCGAGACAAGAUGCAGUGGCUCGACAACUACGGUGACCACCACUACAACGGCCACGCCGUGCGGAUGUGGCUGGCGAGCAACGUGGAUGUGUGCGCUUACAUCGCGGGCGCGUACCUCGCCUUCGUCUUCACCGGUCCACGGCUCAUGGAGGCUAUAUUUCACGGCAAGCCGCCGAUAGGCGUAAAGAAGGUGUGGGCGCUUUGGAACCUCGGGCUCUCAGUCUUCUCACUCUACGGCUGGCUGCGUGUCGGACCGCCGCUGCUGCGUCAUCUGAUGAACGACGGCCUGCACAACACCCUCUGCACCUUCCACGAGGAUGAGUUCUACACCACCAAGGUCGGCUUCGCCAUCGGUAUGUUCGCUAUCUCGAAAGUGCCUGAGUUCAUCGACACGGUCUUUCUGCUCAUGAGCGGCGUGAAGCUCGGCUUCCUCUCCUGGUUCCACCACGUCACGACGUACCUGUUCGCGUGGUACAGUUAUCAGCAAGGGACCAGCAUCUUUAUCUGCGCCGCCGCCAUGAACUACUUUGUGCACUCCAUCAUGUACACGUACUUCGCCCUCGCCGAGGCCGGCUUCAAAAAGCUGGUGAAGCCGUUCGCCAUGUACAUCACGCUGCUCCAGAUCACGCAGAUGGUCGGUGGCCUCUUCGUGUCGGGCUACGUACUCGCCAAGAAGCUCACCGAUGACCCAUCAAGCCCCUGCCCCGGCACGUCCAUGUCCGCCGCCCGUACGCAGCUGGUGAUCUACAUCUUCAACUUCUACCUCUUCUCAGAGAUGUUCAUCAAGGCUUACGUGCUGCCGCGCAAGGCCGGCGCCGCCCCGCGCCGCCCCUCACCGUCGAAGAGGGCCUAG